ACACGGAAUCACAACAUUUCCGUUGAUUGGAGGCACUGGACGUGUAGACGAAAAUCCGAUAUACAAACUUUUUGGACCGAUUUUUUUUUUAAUUUCAAAAUGAAAUCGAAACCAGUGUUGACAUUUUCGAAAUUAGAUCCCGAGACGGGAGGUGUGCUGGAUAGGAUGUUUGACAAGAAGGAUAGCAUGGUGGAAAUUAAUCCGGGUAGGGUAAUUCUCCCAGCUGACUACAUGACUAUUGGUCAGGAUAUUCUGGAUAUGGAGGUUCGGGAUUCGGACGUCUGGAUGUGCUCUUAUCCUAGAACUGGUUCUACGUGGGCUCAGGAAAUGGUCUGGCUGAUCGGACAUAACUUAGAUUAUGAAGGCGCUAAGUCUCUACAACAAAUUCGAUGUCCCCUAGUGGAGUUAUCCUGCAUCAUGGUAGCUGGGCACUCCACAUGGUGCAAGGAGUCAGUUCAGGGCACGUCGGUAGACCUGGUGAAGCAUCGUCUGCCGUACCCUCGUUACAUCCGCAGCCAUCUGCCCUGGGAUCUACUGCCGGUGGGCAUUGAAAACGAUGAUGGAUCUGCCAAGCCGAAGGUGAUAUACACGUCCCGUAAUCCCAAGGACAUGGUGGUAUCGUACUACCACUACUGCACACUGGUGCACGGCCUCAAAGGGACCUUCGAAGAGUUCUGUGAUCUCUUCAUGAGGGACCGCGCCCCGUUCGGACCCGUGUGGAAUCAUAUACUUGGUUUCUGGAAACGUCGCCACGACCCCAAUGUACUGUUCAUAAAAUUCGAACAAAUGAAGCGCGAUCUACCUUCUGUGGUCAGGAAAACUGCUGAAUUUCUUAACAAAGAGUUAACUGAUACGCAAGUCGACAAACUAUGCGACCAUCUCUCUUUCCAAAACAUGAAGACGAAUCGAGCUGUCAACUUGGAGGCCAUCUUGGAAAAGUCUUUCGGAGUAAGCUAUCUGGAGUCGACAGAUUUGAGGUUCAUUCGGAAAGGUGAGAUCGGGGAUUGGAAGAAUCAUAUGUCUGAUGAUCUGUCUCGAAGAUUCGACGAAUGGGCCGAACAACAUUUGAAAGGGACUGAGCUGAGUUUCGAGUAAGGUCAUCCUCCUCCGAGCCUUUUUCCGAACUAUGUUGGGGUCGGGUUCCAGUAGUUUCGAGUAAGGUGAGGGGGUAUUUAUGCUUGAUUUUGUAGUGUUUAUUUAAAAAUAUUUUUGUACGUCACAAUAUAAGUUUG
This is a messenger RNA of Helicoverpa armigera (cotton bollworm), 1232 nucleotides long. It is a transcript of the gene St2, whose product is annotated as luciferin sulfotransferase. Gene Ontology annotation, biological process: sulfation. Gene Ontology annotation, molecular function: sulfotransferase activity. The record is from RefSeq and is a predicted model, not a curated record. The coding region runs from base 100 to 1095 and encodes 331 amino acids. NCBI's taxonomy places the organism in Eukaryota, Metazoa, Arthropoda, Insecta, Lepidoptera, Noctuidae. Gene Ontology annotation, cellular component: cytoplasm. The transcript has 5 exons.